Messenger RNA from Portunus trituberculatus (swimming crab), 1491 nucleotides. Its product is annotated as ubiquitin-conjugating enzyme E2Q-like protein 1. The transcript is spliced from 5 exons. The record is from RefSeq and is a predicted model, not a curated record. NCBI's taxonomy places the organism in Eukaryota, Metazoa, Arthropoda, Malacostraca, Decapoda, Portunidae. The coding region runs from base 96 to 755 and encodes 219 amino acids.
GAGAGAAGGAGAAGAGGAAGAAAGAAGAGGAAGAGGAGGAGGAGGAGGUAAAGAAGAAGAAGAAGAAGAAGAAGGAGAAGGAAGACAAGAAGGAUAUGGAAGAAAAUGUUGAAAAACAACAACAACAACAACAACAGCACUGCAACUUUUUCAAAACUCUAAGGAAACUAACAUUUAGAGCCCCAAAAACCACCACCACCAGUAGUAGUAGUAGUAGUAGUAGUAGUAGUAGUAGUAGUAGUAGUGUGAGAACGAAGCGAUUGAUGAGAGAAUUUAAAGUUAUAAGUAGAAAUAUGAACAAAUCUUUCAGUGUCCAUCUCGUGAGUGACUGCCUGGAUGAGUGGCUGGUCAGCCUUCACCAAAUAGCGGAAGAUUCAUUACUUCACCGAGAUAUGCAAGAAUUGGGUAUUUCUUCGAUCUCUCUCUCUUUAAGCUUUCCUGACAAUUUUCCCUUCCAUCCGCCUUUCCUCAGAGUCCUCGCGCCCAGGCUGGAAAAGGGGUUUGUGAUGGAGGGCGGGGCGAUAUGCAUGGAGCUGCUCACGCCGAAGGGAUGGGCGUCCGCUUACACUGUGGAGGCGAUCAUCAUGCAGUUUGCGGCCAGUCUUAUAAAGGGGCAAGGUCGUAUCAGCAGGCAGGGUGGCAAGGCGGGGACCAGCCACGCGUUCUCCAAGAUGUCAGCAGAGCAGUCCUUCAAAUCACUGGUCAAAACUCACGAUAAACACGGCUGGCUCACUCCACCACUGUCUGAAGGCUGACUGGCUGGUCGUAGGAGGGUCGUAAGGGCUCGUGGGGGGUCGUAAGGGGUCGUAGGGACAUUCACGAGGCAUUGGGACGUGUGAGAGAGAGAGAAAGAGAGAAAGAGCUGGCUGGGUGGUCGUGGGGGGUCGUAGGAGGUCGUAGGAGAGUCGUAAGGGGUCGUUGGGACAUUCACGAGGCAUUGGGACGUGUGAGAGAGAGAGAAAGAGAGAAAGAGCUGGCUGGGUGGUCGUGGGGGUUCGUAGGGGUCGUAGGGGUCGUUGGGACAUUCACGAGGCAUUGGGGACGUGUGAGAGAGAGAGAAAGAGAGAAAGAGCUGGCUGGGUGGUCGUAAAGGGUCGUGGGGGGUCGUAGGAGGGUCGUAGGGGGUCGUUGGGGGUCGUUGGGACAUUCACGAGGCAUUGGGGACGUGUGAGAGAGAGAAAGAGAGAAAGAGCUGGCUGGAUGGUCGUAAAGGGUCGUGGGGGGUCGUAGGAGGGUCGUAAGGGGUCGUAAGAGGUCGUAAGGGGUCGUUGGGACAUUCACGAGGCAUUGGGGACGUGUGAGAGAGAGAGAAAGAGAGAAAGAGCUGACUGGGAGGUAUUUGGAGGUCGUAGGAGGGUCGUAAGGGUCGUGUUUGAGAGAGAAAGAGCUUAUGUAUACAAAUUAUUAUUAUUAUUAUUAUUAUUAUUAUUAUUAUUAAGUGUUUGAGAUGUAUAUUAAUAAAACAAAUUAUAUAUAUAUAUAUGUAAUAAA